This is a messenger RNA of Impatiens glandulifera, 1426 nucleotides long. Its product is annotated as vacuolar protein sorting-associated protein 9A-like. Gene Ontology annotation, molecular function: small GTPase binding; guanyl-nucleotide exchange factor activity. Gene Ontology annotation, biological process: vesicle-mediated transport. Bases 194 to 1258 code for a protein of 354 amino acids. Gene Ontology annotation, cellular component: cytosol; endocytic vesicle. The transcript has 6 exons. The record is from RefSeq and is a predicted model, not a curated record. NCBI's taxonomy places the organism in Eukaryota, Viridiplantae, Streptophyta, Magnoliopsida, Ericales, Balsaminaceae.
UGUAGCUCUCUAUCAAUCAGAUGGAUAAAUAUCUUCUGUCUUUUCACUUUACAAUUUGGCGCACGAAUUAAACCGAAGAAUUCUAGUGUGAGAAAUGAUGUUUCUGGUGGCAUUACUCCAUAUUAGGUUUACUGAUACAACUUGUUUCAAUAACGAAUAUUGAGCAAUCGUCAUCAACAAUUGAAUACUAAUUAUGGAGGCAACAUCGUCACUUUCGUUCUACGAUUUCCUCGAUCGGAUGCGGAAUCCAGCUUCCCUUGAUCUUGUUCGAUCAAUUAAAAGCUUCAUUGUUUCAUUUUCAUUCUAUACACCAAACUCUGAAAGUGAUGGGAAAAGAUUACAAGAAUUUCUUGAGACAAUGGAAGCUACUAUAAGAGAUCAUACUCUAUGGGCUGGUGCAACGGAAGAAGAAGUUGAUAGUGCUGUCGAGGGUUUGGAGAAGUACGUUAUGACAAAGUUGUUCUCUCGAACAUUUGCUGUUUCGAUCGAAGAUUCCAAGGCUGAUCAAGAUAUAUCUGAAAAAAUAUGCCUUCUAAGGAGCUUUUUAAAACCUGAGCAUUUGGAUAUCCCUCCAAAUUUUCAUAAUGAAUCUUCAUGGCUGCUUGCACAGAAAGAGCUGCAGAAAAUAAAUGCUUUCAAGUCGCCUCGAGAGAAACUCCUUUGUAUUAUGAGUUGCUGCAGAAUCAUCAACAAUUUGUUGCUCAAUGGAUCGAUGUCUGACAAUCAUGUCUCUGGUGCUGAUGAUUUUCUUCCGAUUCUCAUAUAUAUUACCAUUAAGUCCAAUCCUCCUCAACUGCAUUCUAACCUCAAGUUUAUCCAACUAUAUCGGAGGGAAUCAAAACUCGUCUCAGAAGCUGCUUACUAUUUCACCAACCUUGUAUCGGUUAACUCAUUUAUCGUCAAUUUAGAUGCAAAGUCACUUUCAAUUGACGAAAAUGAGUUUCACGAUAGCAUGCAGACAGCUUUAGCUGACCGGGCAGCUUUAAGGAACAAUCCAGUUGUUCCAAAAGAGCAAACUUCGUUGCCAUCUCAAGCUCUUAAAAUAAAAACAAACAGAAUAUUGACGCCAAUUCAGUCUCCACCUGGUUCAACAAACAGUAAUGGUGACUGGGAGUUUCCUUUUAUGGAAGCAGAAGCUGGCGAAUUAACGGUUUCAGAUGUGGAGAAACUUCUUGGUUUGUAUAAGGAAGUUGUUCGGCGAUUUACAAGGGGCGUGAGAAUCAAUAACGAUCCGAAUAAUCAAAACUCCGAAGAUUAAAUUGUAAGUGUUUUGUUAUUCAAACAUAUUAGCUUAAGCUCAAAUGACAAAUUUUUUUUGCAUAACAUACUAAAUAUCUCAAAUUCCAUACUCACUUGGUCGGUUCUUAUUUAAUGUACGAAAUGUAUUUUUUUCGUUUUGUUUCGUAAAAAAAUCAAUUUUAUCAAA